This is a messenger RNA of Ictalurus punctatus (channel catfish), 2814 nucleotides long. RefSeq names its product sodium channel, voltage-gated, type I, beta b (gene scn1bb). The transcript is spliced from 7 exons. The record is from RefSeq and is a predicted model, not a curated record. Bases 626 to 1324 code for a protein of 232 amino acids. Gene Ontology annotation, molecular function: sodium channel regulator activity. Gene Ontology annotation, biological process: sodium ion transport; cardiac muscle cell action potential involved in contraction; regulation of heart rate by cardiac conduction. NCBI's taxonomy places the organism in Eukaryota, Metazoa, Chordata, Actinopteri, Siluriformes, Ictaluridae. Gene Ontology annotation, cellular component: voltage-gated sodium channel complex.
CAGAGCUACAUAUAUAUACAGAGAGAGAGAGAUACACACACACACGCACACACACAGAGCUACAUAUAUAUACAGAGAGAGAGAGAUACACACGCACACACACACGCACGCACGGUUUCUUCAUUGCGCGCAUAUCAUCAGUCCGCGCACCAAACGCAAGCUAAGAGCAGCCGGUCCUUUGCUUCUACGCAGUGAACAACUGCGAGAUUUACCUGAAGAUUUUGUUCGUUUACAGUUACAGCCUUUCCAUCCUUCGACACACACACACGUAUUCGUGCUGGAGUCCUCGGGGGAAUAAAAGGAAGGUCGUUUUGGUUUUAAUGCGCCCAGCUAAGCAUAGAAAACGACUUAACAUUUAAUGCGAGCAACCGGCAGCGAAGAUUCAUUUAUUUAUUUAUUUUUUAUUAUUUUUGGCCAAAAAUGGUGAAAGGAGAAGAUUAAGAAAUAAAAAAUAAUAAUAAUAAAAAAAAACAGGGACAGCAAAAAGCCAGAAGGGCACCGAGAGGACAGCAGCGUCGGAAAACAUGCUGCGGAUGUAAAAUUUAGACGCCAGUUUCCACACGUACGAGAAGACAGAGAAACGAUAGAUUCCUCUUGAGCAUCUACCCCUCUCUCUGCAUCAAGGAUGGUACAGACAGCACUCCACUUCCUGUCAGGCAUGUCUGCCAGGUAUUUCCUGUUCCUGUGUGUGCUCUGUGCUCUCUGGGUCUCUCUGUGUAACGGCGCAUGUGCAGAGGUGGACUCCGACACCGAGGCAGUAGCAGGGCAAGGCUUUAAACUGGGCUGCAUUUCCUGCAAGAUGAGAGGAGAGGUGAAGGCCAGGGUAACCGUCGACUGGUAUUUCAGGGCUAAGGGAGAGAAAGAGUUUAUACAUAUCUAUACCUAUGGUGAAGAAGCAACCCUCGUAAUUGAAGAGCGCUUCACUGACCGCGUGGACUGGAAUGGCAGUAGGAGUAAGUUAAAUGACCUGCAGGAUGCCUCCAUCUACAUCCACAAUGUGACCUUUAACGAUUCGGGAGUGUAUCGCUGCUCCUUCCGCCGAACCCUCUUGUAUGAGGCCUAUGAGUACGAGACUACUGCCACCAAGUUGGUGCACCUCACUGUGGUGGCCAAAGCGACGCGCGGGACGGCCUCCAUCGUUUCGGAGGUAAUGAUGUACGUGUCAAUCAUCGGGCUGCAGCUGUGGCUGUUGGUGGAGAUGAUCUAUUGCUACAGAAAGAUUGCUGCGGCCGGUGACGAGGCCCUCAGAGUCAGCGCAGAGGAGUAUUUAGCGAUAGCAUCGGAAAGCAAAGAUAACUGCACAGGAGUGCAGGUGGCAGAAUAGCAGAGGCUUUACCCGUGUCACCCACAUGCACCUCCACAUUCCUGUCUUCUGCUUCUUGGAUUCUUGUUGGAUUCUCCUCAUUUUUGCACUUCUUACCCAAUCUCCUAAACUCCCAAAGUCUUUUUUUUUUGUUUUGUUUUGUUUUGUGGUAGUUUCAAUCCAAUUCUUCUACAGUGGUUUAGCAUGAAGGGCUUCUCGGAUGAGUUUCCAGGAGUAUUAGAUCAAUAUGCAGUUCAGGAGUGUUUCAGGAUCAGGAAAUGACCAUUUGCAGAACAAAACCCAUCAGUUUGCACGAGUGUAAUAAUAGGGCAUGAUUAUAGUCUUACAAUAUAUUGUACCUCAUACAUAUGCUUUGAUAUAGAAACUAAAUGAAAUGCAUUACCUAUUUACUGUAUAUAUUAGGGUUGCCACGUAUUCAGUCCAGUCUGAGCUGUUAUUUGUUUGUUGUUGUUUUGUUUUUGUUUUUUUGUUUUGUUUUUUGUUUUUUUUCCAGUGCUUUCAAAACAAUCAAUAAAAUCCUAUUGGUCAGUUUGUUUUAUCAUUUCCCACUCCCACCUGUCCUGGAAAUAUUAGGCCAAUUUUGUCAUUUAGUAUAAUUCCUGUUUUCAAAGCAACAGCCAGCCAUAAAGAGAGAAACAAGUAACAUUGUCUGUCUAAAUUUUUGUAAGGACAAAAUUGGCCAAGGAAGAGAUAGUUGUCAUAGCAGAAAUCGGCAUUCCAAUGCUGAUAAUGGCAAGGUCGAGUACAAAGUAUAGCUGGAAGAAACAUUAGGGCUGAGCGUAAAGGAAUUUUGACCUAAAAUGUGUGCUGCGGCAUUGGGGUGUCCAGUUUUGGCAUGUUAAAAAGGUGGCAAUCCUAGUAUAUACAGUAUUCCUGCACUGGCAAUAGUAAAAACAUAUGCAAUAGUCCAAUGUUGCACUAGGGGUCAGUAAGGAGCAGUGAAUUACUCACAGUCUCGCUCAUUUUCAGGGCAAUAUUUACUGUGGUGUACUGUACUAAUACACAGUAAUACUAUUGGUGCACUAGCCUGUAUUGAUAUGCCAGGAGAACAGUCAGCUAUACUGUAAAUUUCAGCCAUUCUGUUCCUGUCAUUCAAUGCUGGAGCUACUUCGAUUAUACAUAUAAACCCUUAACAUGUGUUAAGUUUAGACUUUACUCGUAGUAUUCGUUAUUAAUGAAUACUGAGUACAAACUAGUGAAUGUAAUAAAUGAAUAAGAAUUUGAGAUCACCUCCUGCCAAUGCAGUGCAAAAUAAGUUUAUGCACUUUAGUCUCGUCGAUGAACGCAUGAUCAAUCAGCAAGUAAAGCAAUGCAAAUACUGUUUAUUAGACUCUUAUAACCUACUUCUGCUAUAAUACUCAACAUAUUUUUAUGAUAAAUUAUAAUGUAUCAGUGCAAAAGGAAGAACGUAUAAACUGUGAAGGAAACACUUAUUAAUGAGUGUGUUUGGGGGUAUUAUGAUAAUUAAAUUAUUGAAUAAAAUAAAACAU